This is a messenger RNA of Apis cerana (Asiatic honeybee), 6606 nucleotides long. RefSeq names its product transcriptional regulator ovo. Gene Ontology annotation, biological process: regulation of transcription by RNA polymerase II; epidermal cell differentiation. Gene Ontology annotation, cellular component: nucleus. The record is from RefSeq and is a predicted model, not a curated record. NCBI's taxonomy places the organism in Eukaryota, Metazoa, Arthropoda, Insecta, Hymenoptera, Apidae. Gene Ontology annotation, molecular function: DNA-binding transcription factor activity, RNA polymerase II-specific; RNA polymerase II cis-regulatory region sequence-specific DNA binding.
ACGGAGUCUCAGUCGUUCACCAGAGAUCGGUCGUUCAUGUGUGCUACUUGAUCUGCGGUCCCUGUCCAGGAUAACUGUAAAUCCGCGACAAAGAAAGAGAGAGACAGUAAAGAAAGGAAGAGAUAGAGUAAAAGACAGACCUUGGACUGACCGCAAACAGAGUAGCUAAUCGAUCUCUGAACUUCGCGAACAUCGUGUAUGAUCGUAAACAGUGACUAUUGGAACAGUGAUCCAAGAAAAACUUCGUUUUGUUAAUAUUAUUCGUAUUAUUAACAAUAUCCGUUUCAUUGCAGAUUUUUUCUCUCUCUCUCUCAAAAUGAAUUUUAAUAGAGAAUGCUAUGCCUAACUUGCAUUCGGAUCAUUGACAUUGGACGAACAUUUGGGAUUCUGUUGUACCGAAAGUGAUAAACGUUUGCCGCAAUCGCAGUUUUUAAAACGGACAGUGAUUAUUAACUUCGAAAAGACUCGAGAAGUGAUUAUUUGUGCGAUUGAUGGUUCUGAGGAAUGCUAUUGAAAUCGGACGUGGGAAUGGUGGCGUGAAACAACAAAGCAAAAGUCACGUUAGCACGCGUAAACGUACGUCAGGAUGCCAAAAAUCUUCCUGAUCAAAAAUCGGCUGCAUCAGCAGCAACUGAGGUUGCUGGAAGCGCAGCACCUUGGAAAAAGCCCGCCACCCUGUAGUGGUAAAGAAAGUCCUCUUGGCAGUGCCGAACCUCUCAGUCUUAUUGUGAAUAAACAUCAAUAUCGCGAGAAAACGGAUGAUGAUCGGGCGACGACCCCGGAAUCGCUUCGCAGUAGCAGUCCGGCUUCGUCUCCACCCCCUCAAUGGCAAUCGACAAAUACUCCGACUAAUACGCCACCCAGACGAUUUAUCUCGAGUAUCCUCGGCGGAGAUAUCCCGUAUGGAAGCAGAGGUCAUGUUUUAACCAGGGCGGAGCGCAAGGAGUACAGCAAUCCCCCAAUUGCGCCCUCUUCUAGUGAUGCCACACAAUUCCUUACGAAAUCGGAAAAAUUGGUAUUGCCCAGACCAAGUACUCCUCCGAAAACGCCCAGAGUCGAACCGCCCACACGAGUCUCGGUCAUUCAAAGGGUUCCUCCUUCCCAAAGUCAAUCUGCAUCGAGAAGAGAAGAUAAGAUCGAAGUGCCACAAACUCAAGAACCAGAACAAGAGCAACCUAUCGAUUACGCUGUGCCGAAGAGAAAGGAAGAGGACGAGGAGCGAGGCCGCGAAGGCGCAAAAGUGUCACGCGCGAUAGGUAACUCGAUUGCCAGGCCUCUCCUGGCCAUGAGACUGUCCGGUCCCCAAGUGGUCCACGCAGCCGCCGGUCACGGAAGAACGUCCAAUUCCGGAGGGAGCAGCAGUUCCGGGUCCAGCAACACCUCGAACAACUCGGGCAGUUCCUCCUCUUCGAAUUCAGGCGGAAGUGGUAGUUACUGCGGAGGAGGAGCGGCUACGGGCGGUAGCGGAGGUGGCGGUGCUGUGGGCGGAGGUGCCGGCGGUGGAAUGAAUCCCGGAGGAAACGGCGGCCGGGGAAAUUACGGACCGAGCUCACCGCCAACUGGUUCUUUGCCGCCGUUCUACGAAUCUCUAAAAGGCGGCAACAAUCUGGCGAACUUUGCGAAUCAGUAUAACAGUACUCAAGGAAAUGGAUACCUGACACCAUCACCCACAGUAGGGAUGGAAUGCGACACCGGUCAGCAGGACGUAAACUCGCAGCAUUCCCAAUACAACGCUCAAGAAGGCAAGCAAUACUCCCUAUUGCAAAAUGUUUGCGCCUCGUAUGGUUUGACGUUAAAGGAGGAAGAAGAUUUAUCGCCGUACAAAAUUCAAGCGAAUGAUUUGUUAUCCGGACAAUAUGGCACAUAUGACAUGACUGAUACGGGAAUGAUGGUAGAUAUGGUGACUGGCGCAGUGGUGGACCCUCUUCAGUUCACUGCUACUCUAACAUUUAGUUCGCCUUCCGAUCAUACCGCCCUCUUAGAAAGUUUAAGUGACGCUGCAGAUCUCUUCCUACCGAGAUUACCGGCUGAAGAUGGUAGCAACGAUCUUUUGGAAGAAUCAUUACACUCGCCAGCUUCAGCUGGAAGCGGGAUCGGUCAAGAUAAUGGACAAAUGACAACUCCUGUAGAACCAAGUGUUGACCCCUUCCCGGAGCAUAGCAUGGCCUUGACUAGAAGCUUCGAUACAUCGAGACACUACACGGCGGCUCCUCAACAUUUCAGCACUUCGAAAUUAGGAUUAACUUAUGCCACGGGCGAAUCGAGUUAUCAAUCCGUUUCGAAAGAACGACCCGAACUCGCUCUUCACAUUAAUCAGAAUCAUCAACACCAAUCCGAACCACAGCUACAACAAUUGCAGAUACAGGUGCAGUUACAGCAACAACAACAGCAACAACAAACAACGUCCACUUCACCUCAUCAACAACAACAUCAAGGAUUACUCAGUCCGGGAUUAAGCUUCACCGGUAGUGGUCUGGAACUCGAUUCAGGUAGUAGUGUGGGUGGAAGUUUACCAAGUCCCGGAGCAGCGAGCUGUUCGUUAGAUGCUGCUUCUACUAGUACGUCGCCAUCUUGCGCUUUGAUGGAGCAUGCGCCUAGCCCAGCAGCCACUGUAUCUUCGGCAUCGGUAAAUACUGUGCAAUCAGGUCCAGCCGGAGAACCACCGCUGACGCAACGGGUCGGUGUACUGCAGCAAAGGCUGGGGUUACCUGGUGACUGUCAACUGGAGUUCGUGAACGGUGGCCACGGAAUUAAAAAUCCACUCGCGAUUGAGGGUCAGAGACAGGCAGCAGCUAAUCGCGAGGAGGAGAGAGCAACUCGACCUCCGCCUGGCAAGGAUGACGAUCCAAAUCGUUUCACAUGCCGUGUGUGCAGCAAAAAUUUCAGUUUGCAACGAUUGUUAAAUCGUCACAUGAAAUGUCAUAGCGAUGUGAAACGUUACUUAUGUACAUUUUGUGGUAAAGGUUUUAAUGAUACGUUUGAUUUGAAGAGGCAUACUAGAACACAUACUGGUGUUCGACCAUAUAAAUGCAAUCUUUGUGAAAAGAGCUUUACGCAGAGAUGUUCCUUGGAAAGUCAUUGUCUUAAAGUUCAUGGUGUUCAACAUCAAUAUGCGUAUAAAGAACGUCGAACAAAGGUAUAUGUAUGUGAAGAGUGUGGUCAUACAACACAGGAACCGGAGGUACACUACCUACAUUUGAAAGAUAAGCAUCCAUACAGCCCGGCUUUGUUGAAAUUUUACGAUAAGCGACAUUUCAAGUUCACCAACAGCAAUUUCGCCAACAUGCUGCUCCAGGGUGGCCUGUUGCAACGGGACUCGCGGAAUACGGACAGCUGUGUAAAAUCGGCCUCGAAAAGCCUUGAAGCGCCUCUUCAACGCUCCUCAACGUUGUUGCAUCUGGGCCGAGCUUCCAGUUUCUGAUGACUAAUACGAAAACUGAGGAAGAAGAAAGAAGAAAAAUGGCGAAAUGGAGAAAAGAAGAGGAUAGCUGGCUCCGAUUUUAGAAGAACUCGAUCUAAAUGCCAUCGAAUCCCGAAGUAAACGUCGCGCGAAAAGUACCUGUAGGUGGCUCCCCCCCCCUUUAGCGGUGACACGUAACAGCAUCGAGGGCCGAUGACGAUCAGAUUAUGUUAAAAAAUUCUAAAAAAAAAAAAAAUCGCAAUUUUCUAUAAGAUUUAAAACAGACUCGUGACUUUCAGACCUAGACGAAAAACGAAAGAGCAUAUUUGUAUACACAGUAUUGCGCUACCGAGUACAUACACAUACAGAUCUUUUUUAAAUUUUAUCGAUCUUAAGUUUAUAUAUAUAUAUAUAUAAUAUAUAUAUAUAUAUAUAAUGUACACGUGUAUAUGUAUAGACUAUGAUAUAUAUUUUAGAUUAUAGAAAAAAAAAACACAAGUCAGCCGUAAAGAAUGAAACACCUGAAAACUCGGAUUGAACGUUUCAGGAAUGAUGAUUAUUUCUUCUCGUUGAUAAGAUUUUUUUUUUUGCACGAGAUGGGAUACCAAUUGAUUUUUUCGAACGAUUUUUUUUUUUUUCUUUUAGCGAUGCACGGCAAGUUACGUUGCUUUCCGACUUGGAAGGUGAAAAAUUAUGUAGAAAUAUCUGAUAUUGGGGAUAUUUCAGAGAUAUGUCAGAUAUUUCUCUAAAUUUUUGUUACACCGAGAUAACGAUAUACUUCUUUGACGAACAUAUCGUGUCUCGAAGUAAUCGUUUCUUAUAAUUUUAAUCGUUGCAUUCCUCGUUUUGACUGAUGCGUUCGGGGAAACAUAUCGCGGAAAUUUUUUUUUUUUUAGUAGAUGACUAACGCACCUUGGGAAAUCUGUGAUAUAAGACACGAUUUUACUUCAUUACUCCAAGAUUUCGCUUUUUGCACUUUGGUUCUUUCAUGGGAUAUGCACCGGUAUAAUGGAGUGAGAUUACACGCAUAAAUAUACAUUUUUUGAAUUCAUAUUAAGCAAUAAUUGAUAUUUUUUUUUUAUUAUUUUUGACUUCAAUACGAUUUCUACUUUUAAAGUAUCAAAAUUUUUAUAUUUAAAAAAAUCGAGCGAAAAGAGUACAUUUGUUUAAGGCUUCCACGGUCUAAUAAUAAUAUCGCAUAAUAUCACAAUAUCAAUAGCAUAAAAAUAAACCGUAAAUUUGAAACAUCAUUUUAAAAAAUCUAUUCCUAUUAUUUUAUCAUUACAUAUAUAUAUAUAUAUAAAUAUAUUUAUUGGCAUUUAUUGGUAAUAUAAUAUUUCUAAAGUGAUACAAAUUAUAUCCGAAAGAUUAGAUUUUGAUUAUCAUCAUAUAAUUAUGUACACAUAUACACAAUGGGAUUUCGUGCAAUUCUGCGGUGGUAGGACAUAUGUUAAUUUGGGUUACACAUGGUUCAAUGCAAUAGCAAUAGAUACAUACAAAUCAAUUCUCGACUCGACUUGUUGUUAAAGAAAUGAUUCUUUUUCAGUAAAAUAAUUUAACAAAUUAAAUUUCAAUUCACAUACAUAAUGAUAAUAAUGAUAAUGACGACCUGGUAACAAACCGAAUUUUAGUCCACGAAACGGGUAUAUAUUUUUUUUUUUUUUUUAGGAAUGAAUCGGGUGCUGACUAAAGUACACGAUCAAUAUAAUAUUUGUAUAAAUUGCAAUUUUAAUUUGUAAACAAAUCGAUUAAUAAUAAAAACAAAAAUUAGAUUCUAAAGGGAUUAAUGUAAUAUUGAAAUAUAAAAGAGGAAAUAUAAGAAAUAUAUACAUAAAAAAAAUCGCUAGAUUUCUUGAAAUAGAUAAAAGAUGAUGUAUUUGAGGUAUACGUGAUGUAUAGUAUAAUUUAAGUCUGAUUUAAGAAAUAUUAGAUUAAAAUACUUGGAAUUUGCAAAAAUUUGCAAUAAUUUUUAAGCAUAUUAUACGUUAGAUUUUUAAAUAAUUAAAAAUGAAUGAAUGAAAGCUAAAAUAAAUAACAACGAAAAGUGGUUUGAAGUGUACGUAUUAAAAUUAUUUUCUAAUUUUUCAAAUAAUGUUAAGCUUCAGCUAAUUCGUGUAAAUAGUUUCAUAAAUAUUUCCAAGAGAUAUUUCAUCUUCGAAAUCUUUUUUAAAUUUAUUUUAUAGUAUAAUGAAUGGAAAUAUAUUGUGGUGGUUUGUAUAUAGUAACUAUUAUAAAAUAUUGGGUUGCACGAGAUGAAAUAUAAAGUUUUAAUCUUUGAUUAUUCAGUACCUUUUUUUCGUAUUGAUAAUGUACACAUAUUUUAUCCGCGUUGUGUCCUUUGAGAAUACUCGAAAAUAAAAUAUAUAUUUCUCGUCGCAAUCUUUUUAUUAUCUAGAAUAUUAUUUUAUUAUGUAUUAUUAUUAAUUAUUAUUAUUAUUAUUAAUUAUUAUCAUUAUUAUUAUUAAUUAUUAUUAUUAAUAUUAUUUCAAUUAUGAUUAUUUAAUUUACGUCCAGUAUUGUCCAAACUAUUAGCCUAGAUAUUUUUAUUAUCAUUAUUAAUAGAAAUUUCCAUUUAUACCUGCUACCAUUUAUACCAAUAUUUACCAAUAAUUAUUCAUCUUGACGUUUUAACUUGUCAAGAUUAUCACCGCCUAGUAUAUUGUAAUGUUUAAUAUUAUAAUAUUAUUGAUAUAUUAAUAAUUUUGAUUAUAUUGACAUUAUUAAUAAUAUAUAAAUAUAUAUUUAUAUAUAUAUAUUAUCUAUAUAUAUAUAUACAUAUAUACAUAAUAUACAUAUGUAUUACAUAUAUAGAUACAUACAUAUAUAAAUAAAAGUAAAUAUAUAUCGUCGUUAUCAUUGUCUACAAGAACAACUUUUUUUUUUUCUUUGUUGAAAAACCGAGGAUUGGUAUAGUGCGCCAUGUACGUUUAAAUUUUUGAAUGAGUGUCAAAUUGUACAUAUGACUCGCUAAGUAUACGAGUUAUAUAGUAUGCAUGGAAAUAAAAUGCCCAUGAUUGUUUAAUAUAUUGUGUAUAUCGCAUUUUAAAAAAACUUGAAGAAACAUUAAACUACCUAAAUCAAGAUAUCGAUCUAGGCUCUCAAUCCAUUUGUCAUUUAUUGAUACUAUCAUAUGAAAUGCGGUUACAAAUGCGGCUGUCUGUGUAGUGAAAUGGAAAAGAUAAUAAAAGUAACAUUAAUUAUAUCUA